Molecule: messenger RNA, 332 nt
Organism: Trichechus manatus latirostris (Florida manatee)
Lineage: Eukaryota; Metazoa; Chordata; Mammalia; Sirenia; Trichechidae
Gene: RIIAD1
Product: regulatory subunit of type II PKA R-subunit domain containing 1
Exons: 4
Coding region: 1-279 (92 amino acids)
Source: RefSeq, a predicted model, not a curated record
AUGGCGUCGUCGCAGUACGGGUUGCUGGGGCCCGGCCCGGGGGCGCUCAGCCCCGAGCAGUUGGAGAAGCUGCGCGACUUCAAGAUUCAGGCUCGGAUUGCUAACGAAAAAUACCUAAGGACCCACAAAGAGGUGGAGCUGCUCCUGAGUGGUUUCUUCAGAGAAAUGUUCUUGAAAAGACCAGACAACAUCCUUGAAUUUGCCGCAGACUAUUUCACGGAUCCAAGACUUCCCAACAAGAUUCACAUGCAGCUAAUUAAGGAAAACAAAGCGACUUAAUUAGCAAAAUCAUGACGCUCUGGUUUGUGGGCGAGACCAGCAGGAAUCCGGCC